Messenger RNA from Clonostachys solani, 3324 nucleotides. The record is from the annotation of a GenBank genome assembly. NCBI's taxonomy places the organism in Eukaryota, Fungi, Ascomycota, Sordariomycetes, Hypocreales, Bionectriaceae.
AUGGCGAACCCCCUUUCCGUCGCCGGCUCGGCUGUUGCCGUUGUAUCUCUGGGCCUUAGAGUGACCGGGGGGAUCACGGAAUACAUCGACGCUCUUCAUUCCCGUGACCAGUAUAUUGCAUCUGUUAGACAGAAGAAUGAUACAUUACGAAAGACGCUCCAAGUUGUCGAGGCCUCGCUCUCUCGGCUUCAGUUGCAGGGAGACCAUCAAGCGGCUGCGCAGGUAGUGCGAGAAUGCCUGGAUACGUCGAUCAAGGAGCUGAAGGCUUUGGAGGAUCUCAUCACGGAACUUACCAUCGGUGAUCCAUCGCUGCCUCGCCGGCAAAGCAAACUCAAGACUCAGGGCAAAAAACUGAUGUAUCCGUUCAGUCGUCCAAAACUCGAACAACUCGGAACGAGACUAGGGCACAUAAACGCGGCACUUCAACUGGCGUUGCAGACUCUAGGUCUUUCCAUAUCACAGUUGAGCACUGAGAAAUUAGUUACGCUUGAGGCAGCCUCUCAUGCCAUGUCUACCGAUCUCUUAAUGGUCCAGUCCGAAGUCUCGGCCAUCGGUGACCCCCUCAAAGACAUGCACAAGACCAUAUCUGGAUUUGAGACGCGUUUUGAAAGCCUUGAGGAUUUAUGUAAACGCCUGCUUGAAAGCCCGGCGAUACCCCGAUCCACGCCAGAGGCCACUCCGAACAUGAUCGCUACCCGGCUUCUUAGCAAACCAGCAAUCUUGAGAGACAUGUGUGACGCUUCUGGAGCUCGGGAUCUCUACAAGUCAAAUCAGACCCCAUCCACAAUGAAUCAUGGCCCAGCACAAACCAGCAGAAUGAUGUCAAGGUAUCCUAGCGGAAGAUUUUCAUGUCUAUGCCACCGCUUGCAGCACCUACAACGGAAAGACUCUGUCUGGGGCACUAUCAACGUGUCCAUUGAGACCAUCACAGAGAAGCAUUUGCCUGGGUGCCCAGCCGCUCAAAUAAUAUUGGACACGAACCAAAGCCGAAAGAUCAGCUUCACGUACACGGGACUGCGAAAUCUGCUCAACUCGGCUGUUCAGCUUUCGUUCAUGAUACCUUCGGGUGCAGGAGGUUGGAGUCUCAGCUCCAGCAUUAAUAUCUAUCCUAUUGUCGACUCAGAAACUGCUCCGGCCUUCAAAUUAUUGACCCUAGUAGAAACCGCUCAGCUGUAUAUGCCCGAAGAGGAGAAAAUGACAAAAAGUCUAUACCCAUCGGUGGUAUCCUCGAUACUGAGGCUAUUCCAAGCCAAGAAGGCAUCCCCUCGAGCAGUUGACAAUGAGAAUCGGUCUCUCGUCUAUUACGUGAUUAAAUGUAUUAGAAAUAUGAGCCCUAAUCAUUUACGACGAUUGCCGAGCCAGACAGAACCUAAUGUAUUUCUUGAACUUCUCCAAUAUCUUCUUGUCAACAAGGCCCCGGCAAAUGAUUAUGAUAGGGGAGGCAAUGCACCCAUCGCUUCCAUGUUUUCGUUUCACUAUUAUGCUGCUGUCACUGAUCCGGCAUACUCUGCUGUUACGGAACUUGUUCUUCGAAAUAACACCGAGGAUGAUGUAGUCUGCAUGUCAAAGCAGCCUCCUCCUCUAGCAUCACCGGCGAUAAUUCUUGAUCGGUUAGGGAGGGAAUACCACGCAGAGCCCUUCGUAUUAUUACUCCAUUUUCUGUCAAGUUCGACUAGGUUGGCUGAAGCCUAUGGCUGUGGCCCAUUGAGCGUAGCAAUUUUAUCCAACAGCAUGGAACAAGUUGAGCAUCUGGUGAAGAAUCAUCCAGCCACUCUCGCUGAGCGAAAUCUUUUCGGAUAUAAUCCACUCCAUCUCGCUGCGGACAAGCCGCAAUUCUUAAAACUUCUGGCAAAAGCCGCAGAUGCCUGUGUUCUCAACCAGACAGACAACGAGUCUAGGAUCUCUCCGGUAGAAGCCGCCCUUAUGCUCGGCGGGCUGAGGUGUCGAGAGCAAGGAAAUAACCACCGCAUGUGCCGGAGAUGCAGAUGUGCCGAGUGUGUCGUCAUUCUUCUGAAAGCCGAUUGCCCUGUUCCGGUGUCGCCACGAUUGAAUUACAUACUGAAAUCUGCUUCCAAAAGAUGUGUUCUGAAAUACAUACGACACAUGAAGGCACGGAGAGACAGACUCAAGCGUCUAGCUGUUGACAACCUUUCUACAGAGGAACUAGAGCAGCUAGACCUAUCUACUGAACGCGCCCUUGAUUCUCUUGCACCCCGAGUCAUACAACUCCUACAGAACCGGGGUGUCUCUAUCCCUGACGCCCUCGAGGUCGGUACAGAUAGCCCUUUGCCAGUGUACCGAAAAUUGGAAAAUUUCCAAUAUGCCGAACUCUUCUUCCGGGCUGGCUUUCACGACACAGACGCCUGGCUCGACGUUGACAAGGCGGCACUGAAGAGUAUUCCUAUACUAAUGGAUAGGUAUUCUAUACAAGGCCCGUCCUAUCUCCAUUGGCUGGGUGCACAUGGGGCUACAUCUUGCCAAUUCCAGUCCUUCGACUCACCUAAAAACAUCUUCACCGCUCUUUACAUAUUCCUUGGAAUAGGCCUGAAAAUCCAAUAUAUCUUCUCUUCGUCCUGGGAUUUCCCCGAGGACCCAUUGCCAUUAUCGCUCGAGGCUCGCAAAGACUGGUUUCACGCUAUCAAUUCCUCAGUGCUCUCGGCCGAGAUCCACGAUGAAUGUCGGUGCCUAUGCUCUCCUGCGGGCUGCACCCCUAUAACAUCUCUUUUAAAAAGGGCUGUUGAACCCAAAUCUUGGAAACAUGUGCAGAAAAUAUCGGGGGGCGUUGUGACGAACGUUGUGCAUAGGCCAUCCAUAUCAGGCAUGAUCAGUCCUUUUAUUCGGUACCUAGAAGAGUUUUGGGUCUACUUCGAGAUUAAGCACUACACCGAAGCUCUCCGGUAUCUGACCUUUGAGGUUCUGGGGAUCCCACAUUGUUGCUGUCAGGCUCUGCCUCCGCUUUGCAAUUCGCCGGACGAAAUAGAAGACAAACACGGGUAUGAACUGGCGCUGCUAGAAGAGCUCUUGCUCGAGUUUAAUGGAAACAUCACCAAAAUCCUUCAAGAUCCGAGCCUAAGUUUUGAUCAUAUAGCCAAGUUCUGGACAGAUACCUGGCUAGAUCGAAUGACUGAAGUUCUGGAUAAGCUUGAAGGAGACAACUUAACAGUCGACGAGAAACGGGGAGCUGAGGAGAUCGGGGUAGUCUGGAAGCCAUUGGGACCUGAACCCCCUGAGCCCCCCAUUCCUGAAAUACUGGGAAACCCAUACGAUAGGAGCACCAUAGAUCACUGGAUGUAUGAGGUGUAUAAGAUUGAAGCAGCAUGUUGA